UACUUCCAACUUCACACUGCUGUAAUGUAGCCAUGUUGUUGAUCUUGCACAGUGUACUCAGUAGUAUUGAUACUCACUCAAGCCUGAUUAUCACCUUUACCAAUGCCCUAUUGUAACAGACAAGCAGGACUGUCCACAACAAUGGAUGCAGUCAAGUGUUUUACAAUUGUGUUUUUUCUUGGACUGUGCCUUGGACAUGAUAAUGGUCAGCAUUUUAUCAAACAUGUACUUAAGCCUACAUGUACUGUACCACAACCGUUCUUGUCCACUUCUGCAUGUGUUAGGAGAUUCUACGGUAGACGAAUUAACUAUUACCCGAAUUCAGAUGCUUCUUACCAAAUAUCCCUUUUGAAGGAUGGCGAUAUUAGUCCUAAUCCUGGGCCUGAUGUUGGUUGCGGCAGCUGUGAUACAGCGCCAAAGACUAUUACCUAUACCAGGGAACAGUUGUAUGAUGUCGCCCAUCAUGAUAUUUGCCACCAGCGUCUAUCUCCUGUACUGUGGAAGAAGCUUACUACCCUUGGAAUCUCGCACAAGAAGAGAACAAAACGUAGUAAGAGAACAUGGAUGAAAAGGAGGAAUAAGAUCUUGCGAUCAUCUUUAUCCACUUUCCCGGAUGAUAAAUCUCCUACUAAAGACACUUCAUUGACCUGCAUUUCAUCUGCCAUGUCUGCAGAUUCCAGAAAAGAAGACAAUCGAGGAGUACUGCUGUUGGAACCAUUCUAUGGUGGCUCUCAUCGUCAGCUCAUUGAUCUCUUACAUGAGAGUAUCCCAGAAUGCACUUUGUUUACCUUGCCAGCUUCCAAGUGGCACUGGAGAGCAAGGACAUCGGCCCUAUACUUCUCUGCUGAAGUACCUUACGAUCACUCAUUCAGUGUUCUGUUUGCAAGCUCCGUCCUGAACCUCGCAGAGCUGGUUGCCUUGAGACCUGACCUAGCAAGGAUCAGGAAAAUCCUGUACUUCCAUGAGAACCAGUUAGUUUAUCCAGUCCAGAAACACAAGGACAGGGACUUCCAGUAUGGUUACAACCAAAUACUUUCAUGCCUCGUUGCAGAUGUUAUUGUCUUCAAUUCGUAUUACAACCAAGAGAGUUCCCUGACAUCCAUUGAUUCUUUCUUGAAAUUGAUGCCAAAUAGGCCAAAAAAGCUUGCUGAGAGGAUUCGUCCAAAGUGCCAAGUCCUGUACUUUCCCCUUGAUUUCCCUCCCGUCCUGCCUAGCAAGGCACCAGAGCCAGACAUGACUGUUCCUUCUGGCAAAUACUCUGACACACCCGUCUGCCAUGAUGUCGGGAGCGGACAUUCUUCAGAACAUACCCCUGAUCAGAGCGUCUGGUCACCAGAUUGCAAGCCAUCAAGUUCUGCAGCAAAAGUAACAAGUUGUGCAGGUGGUGGGUGUAGCCCUGUACAGCCUGGACUGAUGAUAGACACAGCAUAUUGGGGUCAUCUAGGGGAAGGGGAUUUCAGAAGAAAAGAAUAUGGGAUGACCUUUGAUGACCUGCAGGACAACCGUGUUUCAUCUCGUGUCUCAGUGGACAAUCCAGGAAGUCCUGCAGGAAGAGCAAUGAAAUUGCAGCAAUCAAAAGAAAUGUUUGCUCUGAGGGUUCAUGUAAUAGAUUCUGUAGACCAUGCUUCUUUCCCAAAACAGGAAGAUUGGAAUGAAAUAGAUGAGCAAUCUUUUGAUGACCAAAAGGGCAUUCCUGUCUUAUUUCAGAAUUCCUUGGAAUCUUCAGAAGUGGGACGAUCUUCACAGGAUUCAAAGGAAAUGAGCUGUGCAUCAAGAAUACCUGUAACAAAUACCACAGCUCCUGCUAAUGUAUUCAACCAGGAAGAUACCAAUGAAGACACAAUCACUGAUGUUUUACCAGAUUGUAGUACAUUUACAGAACAAUGUGACAGUAUCUGUCAGGGAAUAGAAAAAACAAAAAUAGCCUCAGUAGGUCCUUAUAGCGGAGGUAGUUGUUGCCAUGCUAGCACAGAUGAGAAGCGAGUUGGUGAUUGCAGCUCUGUCAAGGAUGGAAAUGACAAUGGACGGAGCAUUCGACCACUACAUAUUCUUUGGCCUCAUAGAUGGGAACAUGACAAGAAUCCGGAUCAAUUCUUCUCUGUAUUGUUUCAACUGCAUGAGCAAGACUGUAGUUUUCAUGUCUCUGUGUUGGGCGAAAGCUAUCUGCAAGUUCCACCAAUCUUUGAGGAAGCAAAGCUUAAAUUGAAAGAUCAUAUUCUGAGCUGGGGGUUUCUAUCAUGCAAGGAGGACUAUUACAGGAUACUUUCCGAGGCUGAUGUUGUUGUAUCUACUGCAAAUCAUGAAUUCUUUGGAGUUGCUAUGUUAGAAGCCACUUAUUAUCAGUGUUAUCCGCUCUGCCCAACCCGCCUGGUCUACCCAGAGAUAUUCCCCGCUGAACACCUUUACAGAACACCAACACAGCUCUUGAAGAAACUAAAGAGAUUCUGCAGAAACCCAAACCUUGUCAGAUGUUAUCAUUUUCAAGGUGACUUGACAAAGUACAGCUGGAAUACUCUACAAGGUCAGUAUCAUCAGCUGUUGAUUACUGAUGAGCAAGGAUACGAAGAUGGAAUAUCUUCCUCGAGCAGCUGAUAUCUUCUCAUUGAUAGACAAUUGUGAUCUCAAUUCUCCCAAUCAUAUGCUUUAAUAUGCUCUGAUGAUGCACUGCUGCAAGUCAUCCAGAUCUGCAGGUGGGGUGCUGUACACUUUUAACUUUAGGUACCCCUAGACCAAGACAGGCAGACACUUGGCAGGGCCAUGGCAGCAAUGCUCCAUCGAGCUUAGAAGUGCAUCGAGAGAAAUGGACAACAUGUGGAAGAUUGAAGGCGGGAAGCUUUGUCCAAGUAGUUGCCAAAAUGACAAUGAAAGGAACUUUUCAGUGAAGAUAAUUUAUGGAUUUACUGGUUCUUUUGUUUAAUUUUCUUGAUUAAUGAACUUUACGCUCAUUGUUUGUGUGAAUGCUUUUGUCUCUGUUUCAGCAGGUAAUCACCAGAUUUGGCGCAAAUGGCUUUUGACACUUUUUCAAACAAUGGCUGUUGUGCACUCAAUCAUAACAACAACACUGAAACAAAUUUUACCAAGUGACAAAGGAAUAUUUACUCUUUCCAUACAUGCUAGAAAUUCUCUCUGAAUCCCACAUUUAAACAAAAAAAUAUUAUUAAUUUAAAAAGUGUAACAUUUUUUCUGACUCACACUGUAGAAAGGUAUAGGAAUGUUUGCAUCUGAAAAAAAUCCCAUGAUUCUCAAAUCAAACUUUCGUGGAACAUUUACCUCAUGAAAUAUAUUUAAUAGCAAAUGUUGAUGCAAUAGAUAGUUUUGUGAAAAUGCUAAGCAAGGUACAGACCUAUUUGAUGCAGCUUUGCAGUAUCCAGUGAUAACAUUUAUAUGUAUAUCCAGUUUCUAGAAAAAAUAACAUUAUUGAGAUUGAUUUCAAAUUCUGACACUGAUAAGAUGUCAUGAAGUUUUUGACUGUGUUCCUUUGUACUCAAUGAAUACUUCAAUUAUUGAGUACUGCCUGGCUAGAUGAUUCAUUAAACAAGUUGAAAUACAUGUAGAUUAAUUGUUGGAGAACAUAAUUGUAAUUUACCUUUGACUUGAUCAGAAAUAUCAAGUUUUUGUGCAAUACAGAUUAAACGUUUAUAACAAAACUUAGCUUCUUUAUGUGAUCUUACUGUAGUCCAGUAAUUUAGAUGAUUAAAGUCCGCUGUACACUAGACUGGUCUUCAACUUGAUUUUCGAUUGAAAAUAUUUUUCAGAUUUUCAAUAUUUUUUCAAAAGUUUUGAAAUUAAUGAAAGUUUUUAAACAUAAUGGUACUCAUUGAUAUUCAUGUUGAUAACCAUUAUCUUUGAAACGGUUCAUAAACUUUCGUCAACUACAAGCUCGCAGUCUCGAGUUAAAUUAAGUAUGGCUUUGAACUGGAAACUGCUCUAUCAAUAUACCUGUACCUUGGGUUGCAAUUUUCAUAAAAUAAUUCUCUCGUUAGCAGUGGCGUACCUAGGAUUUUCCACAGGGGGGGGGGGGCAAAUUCGUCCGCCAAAAAAUUGACAAGCAAAAAAAAAAUUUAAAAAAGGGGGGGGGGGCAUGGAUAUGUCCCUUGCAUGGGUUGUGACUCGUCAGAGGGGGCAGUCUGCCCCCACCCCGUAGGUACGCUAGUGCUCGUUAGUAUUGAUAUUUAUGAGUGUGAUAUCCCCUGUUGAUUGAAUCAGUUUUAUAAGUAAUUAUUGUGUUUGUUUGAAUUUUUAUUUAUGUACUCAUUCAUUUUAAUUAAUUUAUUCAUUUACUUUUUA
This is a messenger RNA of Lytechinus pictus (painted urchin), 4287 nucleotides long. Its product is annotated as glycosyltransferase-like domain-containing protein 1. The coding region runs from base 103 to 2592 and encodes 829 amino acids. NCBI's taxonomy places the organism in Eukaryota, Metazoa, Echinodermata, Echinoidea, Temnopleuroida, Toxopneustidae. The record is from RefSeq and is a predicted model, not a curated record. Gene Ontology annotation, molecular function: glycosyltransferase activity. The transcript is spliced from 9 exons.